This is a messenger RNA of Vicia faba (fava bean), 1899 nucleotides long. The record is from the annotation of a GenBank genome assembly. Lineage: Eukaryota; Viridiplantae; Streptophyta; Magnoliopsida; Fabales; Fabaceae.
AUGCCGGAGGAGGGUUGUCGAAGGAAUGAGGUUUCGUUUACUAAUCUUAUUCAUGGUUUUUGUGAAGCUGGGAAGGUUGAUGAGGCUCUUGAGUUGUUCUUUCGGAUGAAGGAGGAUGGUUGUUUUCCAACUGUUCGGACUUAUACGGUUCUUGUGGAUGCAUUGUGCGAGUUGGGGAAGGAGGCGGAAGCUCUGAAGUUUUUUGAGGAGAUGGUGGAAAGAGGUUGUGUGCCUAAUGUUUAUACUUAUACUGUGUUGAUUGAUUAUUUCUGCAAGGCUGGUAAGAUGGAAGACGGGAUGAAGAUAUUGAAAACAAUGUUGGAGAAAGGGUUGGUUUCUAGUGCUGUUCCGUUUAAUGCUUUGAUUGCUGGGUAUUGUAAACAGGCAACGAUGGAGGAUGCCGUUGGUGUUUUGGAUUUGAUGAAGUUGAAUAAAGUUUGCCCAAAUGAUCGGACUUAUAAUGAACUGAUUUGUGGGUUUUGUGGAAGAAAAAGCAUGGACAGGGCGAUGGCGUUGGUUAAUAGAAUGUUUGAAAACAAAUGGUCGCCCAACCUUAUCACAUAUAACACCUUAAUCCAUGGGCUGUGUAAUGCAGGCAUGGUCGAUAGUGCUUGGCGGCUGCAUCAUUUGAUGAUUGAAGAUGGCUUUGUUCCUGAUCAGAGGACUUUUUGUGCUUUUAUAGACUGCCUCAGUAGAAUGGGAAAAGUAGAACAAGCACGUCAGGUCUUUGAGUCCCUCAAGGAAAAACAUGUUGAAGCAAAUGAAUUCAUAUAUACAGCCUUGAUUGAUGGCUACUGCAAGGCUGAGAAAUUUGAUGAUGCUCGGUUAUUAUUCAAAAAGAUGCUUGCUGAGGGAUGUUUGCCGAACUCUAUUACGUUCAAUGUCUUGUUAGACAGCUUGCGCAAAGAGGGGAAAGUGGAAGAGGCAAUAUUGUUUGUGGAUGACAUGGGAAAGUUUAAUCUGAAACCUACUGUUUAUACAUAUACAAUUCUCAUUGAGGAAAUAUUGAGGGUAGGUGACUUCUACCGCGCUAAUAGAUUUCUCGACCAAAUGAUUUCAUCUGGAUGUCAGCCUAAUGUGGUCACAUAUACUGCUUUUAUUAAAGCAUAUUGCAGCCAAGGAAGAUUACAGGAUGCUGAAGAGAUGGUGGUCAAGAUUAAAGAAGAAGGCAUAGUACCCGACUGCAUGGUCUAUAAUUUAUUAAUGAAUGCUUAUGGAUGUAUAGGACAACUAGACAAUGCAUUUGUUGUUCUCAAACGCAUGUUUGAUACAGGUUGUGAGCCUUCGCGUCAAACACAUUCCAUUCUAAUGAAGCAUCUAAUUGUUGAAAAACAUAAUAUUUCAGUUCAUAUUACCGAUAUAUGGAAGAUAACUGAUUUUGAAAUCAUAACCAUGCUUUUUGAGAAAAUGGUGGAACAUGGCUGUGUGCCUAAUGUUAACACUUACAACAAGCUUAUUGUAGGACUUUGCAAAGUGGAACACUUGUCGAUAGCCUUUAGGUUGUUAAACCAUAUGAGAGAAAAUGGAAUAUCUCCAUCUGAAAUUAUUCAUAAUUCUCUUCUAAGUGGUUGCUGCAAGUUGGGAAUGCACGAAGAAGCAUUGAGAUUGCUGGAUUCUAUGAUGGAGUGUAAUCAUUUAGCACAUCUAGAAUCCUAUAAGCUUCUCAUUUGUCGGCUAUUUGAACAGAGUAACAAAGAGAAGGCUGAAGCAAUUUUUCAUAGAUUACUAAGCUGUGGGUAUAAUUAUGACGAAGUGGUUUGGAAAGUCCUAAUUGAUGGUCUAGCUAAGAAAGGUUAUGUUGAUGAGUGCUCACAAUUGCGGAACAUUAUGGAGAAAAAUGGUUGUCGUUCACAUUCCAAGACGCAAACUAUGUUAACCCGGGAACUGAAUGGAACUUAA